Fraxinus pennsylvanica is the source of this 654-nucleotide messenger RNA. Lineage: Eukaryota; Viridiplantae; Streptophyta; Magnoliopsida; Lamiales; Oleaceae. The record is from the annotation of a GenBank genome assembly.
AUGGCAGAAGUGAUCCUUCACGUGUAUGACGUUACAAUUAAUAGUAGUUCCGGCAAUGAAACCCUGAAUUACGCCCUCGUUCAACUCAACAACGUCUGUAAAGAGGUCAUUCCUAUGGGCGGCGUCUUUCACACCGCCGUUCAGAUUUACGGCGACGAGGAAUGGGGAUACUGGCAGUGCGACAAGGGAUCCGGUGUUUACAGCUGUCCCGCCGGCAAAAACUUGACGUAUACACACCGUGAACGUAUAGCUCUCGGAAGAACAAAUUUGUCCGCUACCAAGGUGAGUCAGAUCCUAAAAGAACUUAGCCAGGAGUGGCCGGGAAGUAAGUACGACCUGCUGGCGAGAAACUGUAACCAUUUCUGUAAUGAGUUGUUGCAGAGGCUGGGAGUGCCGAAGCUUCCGGCAUGGGUAAAUAGGUUUGCUGAUGUCGGAGACACUGCCUGUGAAGCAUUACGAACGCUGCAUAAAACCAAGGAUGAGAUGUUAGCUGCUGGAAAGGAGGCGUAUAAGAAUGCCAUCAAUACAGCUAUUAAGACUCCCAAGUCUCUUAUCAGUUUAAGCAAAGGUUCUCGACUUCGAACAGAACAAUUCAAACCAAAUUUCAUUGCUGGAAGAAUUGCCGGACCCGAUGAAGAAACCAGCAAGAAGUAA